This is a messenger RNA of Gloeophyllum trabeum ATCC 11539, 198 nucleotides long. RefSeq lists its product as uncharacterized. The record is from RefSeq and is a predicted model, not a curated record. The annotation marks the transcript as partial. Lineage: Eukaryota; Fungi; Basidiomycota; Agaricomycetes; Gloeophyllales; Gloeophyllaceae. The transcript has a single exon.
CUUGCCUAUAUUGAAUGGUUCACCCCAUUCCGUUCACAAGAUCAUGACCUUCAUCUCUUCUCUGUGUCCCGCAGUACAAGGAAUGGUCGACCAAAUGCUCAAAUCAUUCCCUUGGAUGACAUCUUCCGCAGUUGUCAUUUAAUUCCUAAAUUUGGUACUUCAGUGAGUCCGGAGUGGUCAUCUGAGAAUGUACUAGAG